Messenger RNA from Rosa chinensis, 1299 nucleotides. RefSeq names its product transcription factor bHLH7. The record is from RefSeq and is a predicted model, not a curated record. Lineage: Eukaryota; Viridiplantae; Streptophyta; Magnoliopsida; Rosales; Rosaceae. Gene Ontology annotation, biological process: regulation of transcription by RNA polymerase II. Gene Ontology annotation, cellular component: nucleus. Bases 187 to 1089 code for a protein of 300 amino acids. The transcript has 7 exons. Gene Ontology annotation, molecular function: RNA polymerase II cis-regulatory region sequence-specific DNA binding; protein dimerization activity; DNA-binding transcription factor activity, RNA polymerase II-specific.
ACGUAACCACUAAUAGCAAGACAGAGCUGGGAAGCAACCCAAUACCCAAUUUCUCUUCCUCGUCGCCAUUUCCUCUUCCUGAGCUCUCUGCCGUAAAACCCUAACUUCAAGCUUGCCCUCUUCACGCCGAAGCUGAAGCCUUGUUCCAAAAAAGUUAAGGUGAAAUCUGUUUCUCCUCUGGUUGAUAUGGAAGGAGAGAGUAGCCAUAAUGACCCCUUGCAAUUGAUGUCUUUGAAUUUUGGUGGGAGUGUUGCGAAUCAUCUCUCUCGUGAGCCACAACAUGAACUGAACCAAAAGAUGAUCAUGGAAGCUGGAAGUAGUGUGAACCAAACUGAUGCGCUUGCAUUCCCUUGGAUGGUUCAAUCCCCAAUGCCGGCUCAAAGUUGUGUUGACUUUCUAGCAGAAAGUUCAACAUUUCUGCCAAAAUCUCCUUAUGAAGACAUGCUAGAGAGGAUUUCUUUAUCUGGUAGUGGCAUACAUGCUGCUGGUGGAGUCUCUGAAUUCCAUAGAGAUUUGUUAUACUGCAGCAGUCUUGGAAAACCUUCUGGUUCUAGAUCAAUUGAUUUCUCUAUGGACAUGGAUCCUUGGAAGCAUCAUACUUCAUGGACAGAUAAUUUCACUGGGGCUAGUUUUGACAAUGUUUCUCAAGUUGAUCAAAAGUUAACACUGGCUGCACCUGGUUUUCCUUCCCGGCCACGUCAAAGUGCUACAAAACAGAAAGCUCUUGUAACUGAUCGUGCUCGUAGGAUCCGAAUUGCUGAAAGGGUAACUGCACUGGAAGAACUGCUUCCACAAUCUGUAGAGGGUGGUCAAGAAUUUGUACUGGAUGAUGUCAUUGACCAUAUCAAGUUUUUGCAGCUUCAAAUAAAGGAUCUAAGUAAAAGCAGAUUGGGAGGUGAAACGAUUACUGAACCGAUGAUUUUCUGCGAGGGAUAUGGUCACUACUUCUUACGCCAGCAAAUGCUGAGUGAACCUCUUGAAGAGAUGAUCGGAAAAUUGCUGGAGACAAAUCCAGCAGCAGCAGACCAGCUGUUAAAGGACAAGGGUCUUUCGAUGGUGCCUCUGGGUUUAACCAAGAAAUUAUUCUGAGCCACAUAGAUGCCUGGUGGACUCAUAUGCAUAUAUCAAGUCUGGGUUUUGUUAUAUAUUACUUAUGUUUAUGGUCUCCUUCAGAUAGUUACUUGAACAAUCUCAUCUUCUGAGCUUUAGGGAAAUCAUUUACAUGGGUUGUUAUUCAGAGUAUUUAAUCUUUGACAGUCCAACACUUAGAUUAUUACUGCAAGCAACUCGUUACCAUUC